This is a messenger RNA of Linnemannia hyalina, 1923 nucleotides long. NCBI's taxonomy places the organism in Eukaryota, Fungi, Mortierellomycota, Mortierellomycetes, Mortierellales, Mortierellaceae. The record is from the annotation of a GenBank genome assembly.
AUGGCGCAAACACCAAGGGACCCUUCCUUGCGGGAGCAGCAAAUCGCUGCCAUCGCUGCCAUGCUCAACCUCAACCAAAAGCCAGAGCCUGUCUCUGCCGACCAAGUCAUUCCCAUGGCUUCCAAUGCAGAGUGGAAGGUGCUGAUCUUUGACACGUUCGGUCGGGAUGUCAUCUCUUCUGUCCUGCGCGUCAAUGACCUUCGUGAAAACGGCGUCACCGUCCACAUGCUUCUGAAGAACGAGCGACAGCCCAUUCCAGACGUACCUGCUAUCUACUUUGUGGAGCCAACUUCCGACAACAUUCGCAGGAUCAGCGAGGAUCUUUCGAACCACUUGUACGACUCUUACUACAUCAACUUUUCUUCAGUAAUACCACGACCGCUCAUGGAGGAACUGGCCGCUUCGACGAUCCCCAGCGGAAGCUCGUCACAGAUCCAGCAGGUCUACGAUCAAUACUUGAACUUUACCUGCUCGGAACCCAACAUGUUCUCGCUCAACGAUCGCCAGUCAUACCUGGCUCUUCACGACCCCACCGCCCCUGAGACUGCAAUCGAGGCGUCAAUCGACAAGGCAGCCAGCUCCCUUUUUUCCGUCCUUGCCACCAUGGGCGUUAUUCCAAUUAUUCGGUGCCCUCGGAGUGGAGCAGCGGAGAUGUUGGCCAAGAAGCUGGAUAGCCGCUUGAGGGAUCAUGUCAUGAACAGCAGGAACAAUCUCUUUUCGGAUUCCAACACCAUGAACUUUCAGCGACCUGUUCUUGUCAUUAUGGACCGCAACAUGGAUCUGGUCCCUAUUCUCAGUCACUCUUGGACCUAUCAGGCCCUCGUUCACGAUGUCAUGGACAUGAAGUUGAACGAGAUUGUCGUCCAGACGGAGGAGAAUGGACGUCAGGUCAAGAAGAAAUACGAUAUUGAGGCCAAGGACUUUUUCUGGAACAAGAACGCCUCGGCUCCUUUCCCUCAAGUCGCAGAGGAGAUUGACAGCGAGUUGACAAAGUACAAGAAGGACGCCGCACAGAUCUCCCAGAUGAGCGGCGUCAGUAGUUUAGACGAUGUCAGCCAGCUUGACUUCUCGUCGGGCGCAAAGCAUUUGAAGACGGCGAUCACAGCUCUACCCGAGCUCACUGCAAGAAAGGCAACAUUGGACAUGCACAUGAACAUUGCCACUGGACUGCUGCAGGGAAUCAAGGACAGACAACUGGAUACCCUCUUCCAGAUGGAAGAAUCAAUCACCAAGCAGACAAAGGCUAACAUCCUGGAGGCUAUCAAUGAUCCAGAGAAGAAGGUGGCUGAUGACAAGAUGCGUCUCUUCUUGAUUUACUACCUCUCGGUUCAGGAGGAUAUCUCUAGCGACGUGAUGCAGGAGUAUGAGGAUGCAUUGGUGAAGGCGGGCUGUGAUCUUGCCCCUCUCCGAUAUGUCAAGAGUGUCCGUGCCUACACUCGUAUGACCAACAUGACCCAGCAGCCUCCCCAGAGCUUUGGUCGCCCCGAUUAUCUCCUCAACCGCCUCGGUAACAUCGGAAACAAGCUGUCGGAUCACUUGGGAUCGGGUGGAUUGGGAGGAGGGUUUGAGAACUUGUUGGCGGGAGUAAAGAACUUUUUGCCAACAAAGAAGGACUUGCCGAUGACGAGGAUUAUCGAGUCGAUUAUGGAGCCAGGUGGAGGGGCGAACGAGACGAACGAGGACUUUUUGUAUUUUGAUCCCAAGGUCAACCGGGCGUCGAAUGCCAAGAUGCCACGCACGCGGACGCCCUUCCAGGAGGCUAUUGUGUUUGUUGUGGGAGGAGGCAACUAUGUGGAGUACCAGAACCUGAACGAGUAUGCGCAGAGACAGACGAUCAAGAAGAAGAUUACAUAUGGAUCGACAGAGGUGCUAAACCCCAAGGAGUUCCUCCAGCAGCUCUCUGCACUUGGCAAGGAGCAAUAA